AUGAUUCCCAUUCAAUGUGCCAAUCUUCAUCAUCGCUAUCAAGUGGUAAAACCUCCCAUCUAUCCAAGCCAUUAUGGAUUCUCCGAGGAGGCUGACGAAGAAGAUUCCUCCGAUGAUGAAACACAUCCUGCCAACAAGCCGAACAAUGAUGAUUGUAAGGUUUCUGAAAAGCAUUCAACGUUCAUUAAGCAAGAUUUUAUUCAUGGCAAAAAGUAUGAUUGGGACAAUGAGGACAUAUUUGUGAGACGAUUGGUCUCUCUCAAUUAUGUUUACUUUUCAGUCUACUUGACACACAUGAAGAAGAGAAUUUGCAAUGCAUCCACAUCCAACGAUCUCUCACAACAAGAGAAUGAAAAAAGAAAGAAGAUCCUUCUUGAUGCUCUUCAAUUUGAUAUCAAAACCCACAAAAUAUGCACCUUAUUAAGCAUCUUUGAUCGACAUGGAAUCAUUUUGAGAUAUUUUGGCAGUGAUUUGGAAAACACUCAAAAACUGGUUUGGGAAUCGUCCGAGGUUUUAGAAGAACACAUCGAAGCGAUGACCUCUCCAACAGGAUCAUGA
Messenger RNA from Naegleria fowleri, 558 nucleotides. RefSeq lists its product as uncharacterized. The record is from RefSeq and is a predicted model, not a curated record. The transcript has a single exon. Lineage: Eukaryota; Heterolobosea; Eutetramitea; Acrasida; Naegleriidae. The coding region runs from base 1 to 558 and encodes 185 amino acids.